AUGUACCGCUGGACAGCUCUCGUGUCCGCUGCGGUCCUCGUCGACCUGGCCGCGUCCACGACCGCUUCCGUCUCGUCUUACGACAUCAACGACCCCAUGUUCGGCACGUGUCGUCUCAAGGGCGUUGCCCCCUCCAGUGCCAAUUUCAAGCUCUACGCGUCUUUGCCCAAUAAAGACGUCGGACUCAACGAAGCUUGCGGCCGCUGUAUCACCGUCAAGCGGGGCGAGUUGACGACAUCCGCUUACGUGCUGAACGUGUGCGACGGCUGUGAUUCAGAGACCGUCCAGCUCUCGAGGGACGCGCUGGCGGCUCUGGAGAUCCGACCCGGUGGAAAAAAGGUGCGGGUCACCUACGAGUUCGACACGUGCCCGUCGUCGCUCCUGUCGGGCGACAUUAAAGCUUGUCUCAUGGAAGGCGCCUCCGGGACGUACGUGCCGCUGCAGUUCUACAACUCCCACAAGGUCAUUACAGCAGCUUCCAUCAAUGGCGUCCCCGCUACGACCACGAAGGCCAACUUCCUCUUCUCAGCCAACCCGAGCUUCCCGUCCAAGACCUGGUACCAGAACGUCGACUUUUCCGUCACGUCGGACACGGGAGAGACACUCAAUAGUUCAUUGGCAUUUGACAGUGACUCUGGCUGUGCAACGUCUUCGGUGCAGUUCUACUCCGCGUCCACCGCGGAUGGUGUCGAUGGAAACACCAGCACUUCCGGCUCGUCGUCCAGUGGUGCUAUCAUUGGUGCUGUUUGUGGCGGCAUUGCCGCCUUGUUCCUUGUUGUGGGGUCCGCGAUUUUCGUCCGCCGUCGCAAACAGGCGUCGAAAGACAUGGACGACCCCGAGAACGAGAUGGAGAACCAGUUCUUGUCGCCGGCGGUGAAGCCGCUGAAAGCUGCGCCGUCGACGUCGUACCAGGAUGACCGGCAGACACUCGCUUCUCCGACGGUAGAUUACGCCGAGUCGUUCUCACCAGCUGCUAAUUCCAAGGCUACGAACACGAAACCAGGUACGAUGAACUCGCCCUUGUUGAUGCCGGCAGCAACGGCAGCUGUUCCUGCUCCAGUUGUUGCGGCACCAGUUGCUGCUAAACCAUUGGUGGCGCGUGGCCAGAUGCCGGCUGCCCCUGCAUCUUGUCCGCCCGGAAGAUCGACGUCGCCGUCAAAAGCGGCUCCAACAACUUUUGCUUUUAGCAGCAACUUGGACUCGAGCUCCCGUCAUCCUCCAGUGAAGACUGCGCCGACGCUUUCAGCUCCUGUGGUACACCACCAGCCAUUGCGCACUGGUUUCUACGACGAUGACGUUGAAGAGAAUCGCUCGAGCUUUGAUAUUGAUGACAUGCGCGAGACCGAAGCUCGUGCGACGUCGAUCGACUACUCGAACCGACUGGACACAGAGCCGUCACUUGCACCGUUUAGUGCAGCGGAACCGUAUGUGAACACAGUGACGUCUCCUCAAAGCAACCAUCGUGCCACGAGCCUCCGUCGCCCUGGCUCGAAGCUUAAUGCGGCGAAAUUGUCAGGCCGUGGCGACUCAGGCCGUUACGUCAAUGACCUGGCGGUUUCUAACACGGACAGCUACGCGCCAGAAGCACCACGCCAGACGAAUGGAUCCAUCAUAUCAAAUGGAGCAAACGUGGCGUCUAACAGGGCGGAACCUUCGCCUUCACCCGAUGCUAGCGCCUUGAGCGCAGGUCCUAGCUACUCGACGGACACUAACACGAUGACGGACUCGCCAGUUCGAGACAGUUAUGCGUCUCGCGCUACGCAGCAAAAUGCAGAUUUGUCUACUUCGCAACGCAGCUUGGGUUCGAUGCGUGAGAGCGGCGGCUACAGCACCGACUCGUUGAAUAUUCUGGGCUACCCGUAUUCCAAGAAGAGCGGGCGACACCACAACUCUACAGAGAUGCAGUUUUGA
Messenger RNA from Peronospora matthiolae, 1911 nucleotides. Lineage: Eukaryota; Oomycota; Peronosporomycetes; Peronosporales; Peronosporaceae. The record is from the annotation of a GenBank genome assembly.